Vigna umbellata (rice bean) is the source of this 972-nucleotide messenger RNA. The record is from RefSeq and is a predicted model, not a curated record. Lineage: Eukaryota; Viridiplantae; Streptophyta; Magnoliopsida; Fabales; Fabaceae.
AUGGCCACCAGUGAAGAGUGGCAAUGUCGGAAGUUUGAGAACGGUCUAAGGAGUGAUUUGAAAGUUCUGAUUUCAAGCUUGUGCAUACGAACGUUUCCUGCCAUGGUUGAGAGGGCCAAGGUGUUAGAGAAGAACAUGGCAGAAGCAGAACGACACAAGAAACAACAAACAGUAAGGGGACCGAUCGUCUCAAGGGGAAAUGUCAAUCAGAGGGGAUCUCCUUAUGCUCGUCCAAACCAGCCUUCUCAGACGAGCGGAUCUCAAGCAGUAGUCCCAGUCGGACAGUCUGGGCAGGGAAGUGUAGUUUGUUUUCGGUGUGGAGGACCGCAUUAUAGGUCUUCAUGCCCUCAGUUGGUGGGAGGAAAGUACUGCAACCGUUGCAGAAGGAACGGGCACUUGGAUCACGAGUGCAAUAUGAGUGGGCGUGCAGUGAUGAGGCCGCCCAAUGCUGGAAGAAAUCAGCCAAGGGGAGGACGAGCCCAAGCGAGUGGUCGAGUGUAUGCUAUAACGAGCGCUGAGGCAGCGAGCUCAGGUAACCUUAUAAUUGGUGAAUGCAUGCUGUUUGGUAGAUCGUGCUGUGCCUUGUAUGAUUCGGGGGCAACGCACUCCUUCAUCUCGAAGGCGUGUGUUGAAAAGCUGGGAUUAGAAGUGAGCGAGAUGCAGUUUGAUCUGGUGGUGUCUACCCCAGCAGCUGGCGAGGUUAGGACGUCCACUAUGUGCGUCAAGUGUCCUAUAGAAGUGGAAGGGCGUAAGUUUAAGGUUAGCCUUAUCUGCUUACCUCUUCAAGGUUUGGAGGUGAUUUUAGGAAUGGAUUGGUUGACUGCCAAUCGCAUUCUUAUUGAUUGUGGAGCGAAGGAAUUGAUCUUCCCUGGUGAAGAAGAAGAAGUUCUUUCAGUGACGCUCGGUCAGCUGAAAGAAGACAUUAUGGAGGGAGCCAGCUGUUUUCUCAUUAUGACGCAUGAAGACGGAGAA